Messenger RNA from Erigeron canadensis, 2061 nucleotides. Its product is annotated as E3 ubiquitin-protein ligase CIP8. Gene Ontology annotation, cellular component: cytoplasm. NCBI's taxonomy places the organism in Eukaryota, Viridiplantae, Streptophyta, Magnoliopsida, Asterales, Asteraceae. The record is from RefSeq and is a predicted model, not a curated record. Gene Ontology annotation, biological process: protein ubiquitination. The coding region runs from base 308 to 1645 and encodes 445 amino acids. Gene Ontology annotation, molecular function: ubiquitin protein ligase activity. The transcript is spliced from 3 exons.
ACAUAUACACGCACCCACCCACCCAAACUCACCAAAAUUGAUCAAAAAAAUCAUCAUUUCAUUUCGCAAUUACAAAAACCCACCAAAUUCCACUCUAUAAAUCAUAUCUAAUUUCCCCCAAAUUUCACACCCCGUAUUUCAUAUUCUUUCGAUUCGCAAAAGUUAAUCCAAUAAUAAUAAUCUUUUUUCUUUUAUAAUCCCAAAGUUUAUUGCUUUUUUGCUUUAAUCAUCUAGUUGGAUCCUAAAUCAUAUACCCUUUUCAUUAUUUUUGUUUUUGAGGUGAGGAAGUUGACUAUUGAAAUCUGAAAUGGAUGAUGCUUUAUCUGUUGAAAAUUUUGAUCCACCUCGUAUAUGUGCAUUAUGCCAUAGAAUGCUUUCCUCCGAGAAUGACCCUAUCGACCUUGAAAACAUGAGUAUAUGCGGUGAUUGUAAGUUUUUGUUUUUAGAAGAAAAUGGUACCCCAUCACAACAACACGUUCCACGAAUGACUAGUAGAAUAAGAAGGGCAAGAUAUAACAACAGUUCCGAAUCUAUUGAAGAUAUGUUUUCGCAACAGUUUUCGACCAUGAUCACUCUUGCUAGACACAACCCGCCUGCUAUUUCUGAUACAAGUACUCGUACGACACCUAAUGGUUCAAGAAGAUGGAGGAGAGUUGUUUCAGAUACGGAAAGUGAGGGUUUUGAUUCUGUUAACGGGGAGAGUGAUGUCAUUUCUUAUGGAUAUGAUUCAGAAGCUUCUGUAGAUGUUCAUAGUUUUCUUGGUGGCGAUUCAGAUACAGACAUUGACCCUAUGCAUGCGGGUCUUAACCAAUGGAGCUCUGAUGAAGAAGAUGUUGCAUGGGAAGAGGUUGAAAAUAGUGAAAAUACCCUUGGAUCUUUGAUUGCUAGAGUUCAACUUCAAAGAUCAAUGGUAUCCGAUGGUCAAUUUUCUGAAACCGAAGGUUCAAUUCGUGUAAGAAUCAGUGAAAGAAGACAAGUUCAUGUAACAAAUCCAUUUGGUAAUACGGAUGAUGACCAUGAAACAUUGCCUUAUGUGGGAAAUUCUGGGGACUAUCUUGAUGCUAGAAGCUUUGAAGAGCUCUUGGAACGGCUAGCUGAGGCUGAUAAUACAAGACGUGGAGCACCACCUGCAUCCCUUUCUUUUGUGAAGAAUCUUGAUUGUGUGGUCGUUAAUGCGACAGACCAUAAUGGGUUGGCUUGUGCCAUUUGUAAGGACACAUUGACGGUUGGCGCCGUGGUGAACCGGCUUCCUUGCCUUCAUCUGUACCAUCGGCCGUGUAUUAAACCGUGGUUAAGUGCACGUAAUACUUGCCCAUUAUGUCGGUUUGAGCUUCCAACUGAUGACAUGGACUAUGAAAACAGGAAACAAAUCAACAGCCAUGUAUCAGGUGUUCAAGAAGUUGAACAGCAAGUCGAGGAUACAUCUUUUGAAGAGCCUGAAGGUCAAAUAAUCAUAAAUACCAACAGUGAGGUGGAUACAGGAAGUGAAAGAGGACGGUGGUUGUUUAUGGCAGCACCACUAGUGAGUCUAGUAGGGAUCGGUCUUGCUUUGUGGUUAGGCAAUCGUGGAGCCAUUACGACUUCUGGUUCUUGUGUUUCUAAUCAAAGGGCGAAUAGAAGCAGGAGAUGGUGGGGUCUUUUUUAGUUUCGAAGAGUUGUGAGAUGAAUCAUGAGGUGAUGAAAAUGGUUUUAUGGUUUGUUUGUUUCGUUAUUUUUUAUCCGUGGUUAUAUGGAUACUAGUGUUAAAGGAUGAAUGAACGUCCGAGAGGAUUCAGGUUAGCAUUUGUACAUAAUUUUGCUUCUCAUUAGGAUCUUGAUGGUUGGUUUCGUUAACUUUUUGAUUAGUUUUUGCCGGUUGUAACCUGUUUCUGUUCUGUUACUAAAGAUGUGCUCGAGUGUUAACCAGGACUUCUGUAUGGGAUGUGCCAACAAGUCUAGUCGUUUACUUGAAGAUUAUUGUCGUGAUAGAUGAUGACAGGUUUUGGACAAUGAUAUUUACUUGUUACUUGUCAAUGAGAUUCAAACACAGAAUUGUUAAAAAAGUUUCAUUUUUCUUCCCCA